UUAAGGUUACUAUUUCUUUUUAUUUUUGUAGAACGACGUAUUCUUUUUGGUAAGGCAUUUAUUGCUUCUUAUAGAUCGUAUUAUGCAUUAUUUAUGUCAUUUAUUUUUUGAACCUUUCAGUAGGUUUUCGACGUUGAAACCAAAAUUAGCAUGUUGAAAGUUUAUUAAAUGAUAUUCGUUUAUAGAAACUAAAAACUAACCUCUGAAUAUGAGUUUAAUCGAAAGUUUUUAACUUAAAUAAGAAAUCAAGAAAUAAAGCGGAUCAAAUUAUUUUUAAUGUAAAGGAUAACAACUUGAAGAAGCUGAAAUGGCCAACCAUUCAUGCUCAGCAAUCUGUUACUUUUUUUAAGAACAAAGGAUGAUGACGUCGAUCCAGAAAUGUAUUCUUAUGCACUAGAUUAUUAUUAUGCUAAAGAAAUGAACGUAACAGAAGGAUAUUCCAUUGUGCAAUAGAUUGGACUGACUUUCAAUUGGUCCUCAACGAGAAUGUCGCCACUAUAUGAUCAUGCCUCAACACUGUUCAAACCUCCAUGAUCACUUGAUUUUCAUUGAACAAGAACGUGUUUAUUAUUCGUAUGAAAUUUGGAAAGAAAAAUAUCUUAGGAUUAAGGAAUAUCAUUCGAUAAUAUAUAUUCGUCAGUUAGUCGAUGAUUUCUCUAUCGAAAUUAUAUUCAUUAUGAAUGCAAGGAUUGAGAGAAGCAAGAGAACUAUUCUAGAGAUCAUGGGAAUCAUCUAAAGGGACAUAGCUGCAUUAAAAUGUCAAGAUGAAAAGAGAAUAAUUUGAUCCUAUCGAAUUUGCUAGCCUAAUAACAAUCCUAAAGGAGAAGAAAAGCAGUUUAUUACAAAUGAUGCUUAGAGAGAAUUGUCACUGAAGAUUGUGUGGAAGCCAAUGUUAAGAAAGCUCAUGUUGGUCAUGGAGUUUUGUUUCAUCGAUCAUACGGAAAAAAUAUUUUCCGCUAAUUGAAUGUGGAAAUGGGUUUGUUUCAUAGUAGUAGAACGAUCGUUGAUGAGAGAAAAAUAAGAUGUGGACCAUGUUCUUGUAUCAAACUUGGUGUGGCAAUCUAUUCUCAUACAUACGUUUAUCUAUUCAAUGGACCAAUUUAGCGGUAGAUGCUUUGUUAAGAUUUCUGUUUUUCCAGUUACCAAGUUUUUUAUGGAAAAGAAGAAAAAAUCCACAUGCUAAAGCAUCAUCGAAUAUUCGAGAAAUUGAUAUCUAUAAUAACGAUAUUAGGAAGCGUUGAACAAAGCAUUGGCUUAUUUUUUGAGAUUUUUAUUUGACUAUAAAUGGAACGAUUGGAACGAAUAAGUGAUUAUAUUUAUUACAAUACUAGUGCCAAGUUUUUCAUUAACUAAUUAUUAAUCAUGUUAUGAACACAAGCUCGAUCACUGAUGACGUGACAAGCCAUCGUUUUAAUGUCUAUAGUAUUAAACGGCGAGAAAAUUUUCAUCAGCGAAUUCGACAAUUAUAAUUAUUUUUUUUCUCUUUUUCUUUUUUUAAGAGAUUGGUAUGUAAAGAAAGUAUACUUUCUUCAGGUAGAUUUGCCGCGCUUCUCAUGGCCCGCCCUUCCAUUGUCUUUUGUUAUCUACAAAUUCUUUUGUUACCUGCAAAUCGAGCUGUUAAGAUUUGGAAAAGAAACAGGCAGUAGGAAAUAAAACGUAGACGAGAGAAGUAGGACGAGAGUAGAAACAUUUUCGUUUAUCACUUCACAUAAUUAAUCCGAGAUAUUAUAAAACGACAAUUUUUGGUUUAUAAUGGAAAGAAAACUACAAUUCGCCUUUAAAUGUGUGGCAUCACCGAGAGACAGAAAGACAAAUGUGAUUGCCAUAACCUCUAUCACAACUGGGGACAAAGAAAAAUAUGUUGCCAGAAAAUGAAAAAUUUGCAAGUAACCACAGCAAACUAAUAAAAACGGAAAGCUAUAAGGGAAUGAAAAAAAUCCUCAAUCAAAGAGGCCAAGAAAAAAAAAAUGGAUUAAAUGCACACAGGAAAUGGACAGUUCUUAUUUUGAUGAAAAUGGCAAUUUAAUGUUUAAUGAUCUAUACCUAGAAGAAAUAGUAGAAACAAACAUAGUAAAACCCAUACAAAAGAAAGAUUACCAAAUAGAUUUAAAGUGUAUAUCGGAACAAUUCAUGGUCGAAAAAUUUGUAUGUGAACACUCAAAUGCAGAACAAUGGUUGGAGACAUUUGAAAAAGAAUGUCAAAGAUUCGAAAUUAAAGAAGAUAACACAAAAAUUGAAAUUCUAAGAUUAUUCCUUGACAGGGCAUGUUUAGACUGGCACUCAGCAACACUAACAGCGUUAACAAUGGAGGCUGAUUGGAACGAAUGGAAACAGAAAUUCUUGAAAUCAUUUGCAGACAAGGGAUGGAGUACAAGUAUAUACGCUAUAUCCUACAGAUAUAAAGAAGGUUCAUUAAUGGAAUACGCUAUGAGGAAAGAAAAACUACUACUGGAUAUGGACAACAAUAUAGGUACAAAGACUCUGAUAAUGCUUACAGUAGCAGGAUUACCAGAAUUCAUAAGAGAUAAAAUUGUCAAAAUUCAAUAAAAUUACUACAAGAAAUAAAGAAAUGUGAAAAUCUAAUAAGAACAAUUUAAAAAAAAAGAAAGAGGAGAGACAAGAUAAUAAGAAGAAAUUUGAAAAAAAGAAACCAUGUAAGAAUUGUGAAAAAGUAAACAAAGGUAUUAUAUAUCAUUCAGAGGACUCCUGUUGGUUUAAAAAGGAAAAUAGAAAGGAAAUCAGAAUAAAUGGAAGCAAUUCGAUGAUAGAAAUGGAGGACCUAUGCAAGGAACAAAAAGACGAAUAACCACACCAUUGAUCAAAGUAAAGAUAUUAUUAGAAGGGAAGUUAGAGGUAAACGGAACAUAUGACCCACGUUCCCAAGUUUCUAAUAAAUUCGAGACUAGUCAAAAUAAAAAAAAAAAAGAAAAAGAGACAAAAGAUAAAAACAAAAUAAAGACGAUCAAUGGUGUGACACAAACAAAAGGUUUAGUAACCAUUAAAGUAAAAAUUUUCGAUAAAGAGGAAUACGUUGAUGUAUUUAUUGUAGAAAGAAAUGACUUUGAAGAUUUCAUUAUUGGGGUAGAUAUGAUAAAGAAAUUCAAAAUAACUCAGAAUAAAAACUUACAUAUAUCUCAAAAGAGAGAAACACAAACAAAAAAAAUAUAAAUACAUUGGAUAGAAAGGAAGAAAUAGAAGAAGUUAAAAUAAAUUUUAACGAACAUGUGAAUGAAGACGAAUUUAGAUUGGAUCUGAAUCACUUGGACAAUACAAAAAAAAAAAAAAAAAAAAAAAAAAAACAAGGAUAAAAAAACUUAUAGAAAAGUAUAAUUUCAUAUUUGCAAAAAACAAAUAUGAUGUAGGCACCGUAUCGGACUACGAAGCUCGAAUAGACUUACUGGUUGAUAAAUACUAUAGUAAGAGACCAUAUAAAUGUACUAUAGAGGAUAAAAAGGAGAUAGAAAAUCAGGUAGCAAAACUAUUAGAAAAUAAAUUAAUUGAAGAAUCUUAUAGUCCGUUUGCAGCACCAAUAACUCUAACAUUUAAAAGAGAUGAAAACAAACGAUCACGAUUGUGUGUAGAUCUCCGCGAAUUGAACAAGAUAGUUACACCAUAAGCUCAACCAUUCCCAUUAAUAGAAGAUUUAAUAUUAAAAGCAAGAAACUGUAAAUACUUCACCACAUUAGAUAUAAAUUCCGCUUUCUGGUCAAUUCCAUUACGUAUUGAAGAUAGGCAAAAAACAGGAUUCGUUACACAAGAGGGGCACUUCCAAUGGACAUGUCUACCGUUCAGAUUAAAAACAUUACCAGCCAUUUUCCAGAGAAUACUCUCUAAUAUUCUAAGAAAGCACAAAUUAAAAAAUUUCUCAGAGAAUUACAUAGACGACAUAUUAAUUUUUUCAGCAUCUUUCGAAGAACAUAUAGAUCACAUAGAAAGAGUAAUGAAGGCAAUAGUAAACGAAGGUUUCAGACUAAAAUUUUAAAAAUGUACAUUUGCAACAGAAUCAGUGAAAUAUCUCGGACACAUAAUAGAGGACAAUACAGUAAGACCAGUAAAAGAUAAUCUGAUCACAAUACAAAAUUUUCCCACUCCAAAAACUCAAAAGAAUAUUAGACAGUUUUUCGGAAAAAUAAAUUUUUACCACGAAUACAUACCGAAAAGCUCAAUACUGCUAGACCCAUUACAUAAACUGUUAAGAAAAAAUGAAAAGUUUAUAUGGUCUGAAGAGUGUGAAAAAUCUUUCACAAAUAUAAAAAAAUUAUUAUGUUCUCAACCAGUGUUGCAAAUAUCGGAUAGAAAUUUACCGAUAAGAAUUUACACGGAUGCAUCACUAGAAGGCAUUGGUGCAAUAUUUAAACAGAUACAGAGUGAUGGUAAAGAAAAGCUAGUAGCAUACUUUUCGAAAAAAUUAAAUGAUUCACAAAAGAGAAAAGAAGCAAUUUACUUAGAAUGCCUGGCAAUCAAGGAAGCGGUAAAGUAUUGGCAAUAUUGGCUGAUCGGAAAAAAGCUCACGAUAUUCACAGACCAUAAACCGUUAGAAGAUAUGAAUAUAAAAGCUAGAACAGAUGAAGAACUGGGAGAAUUAACGUAUUAUUUGUCACAAUAUGAUUUUCAAAUUAAUAUUAAUAUUCCGGGAAAAGAUAACGCUGAAGCAGAUAGUCUAAGUAGAAAUCCAGUACUGGAACCAUCCGAAAAUACGGAAGAAAUACUAAAAACAGUUAACCUAAUAAAAAUAAAAGAGAUAAAAACAGAUCAAAAAGAAAAUAGAAUAUUACAGAGAACCAAAACAAAAUUAAUAGAAAAAGAUGGAGUAUUCUUUAAAAAAAUUAGAAACAAAGAAAAGAUAAUCUUAUCUACGGAACUAAGCUUAAAAUUAAUUAAGGAAAUACAUUCUGAAUGGUGUCAUGUAGGGAUCAAACAAAUGACAAACAGGAUAUCUCUUUAUUAUACAGCUAAAGGUAUAACUGCAAAUAUAAAAAAAGUUUGCCAAAACUGUGAAAUAUGCAUUAAGAACAAAUCCAGGGGACAAGGAAAAUAUGGACGGAUGUCACAACUAGGACCGGCAACGGAACCGUUCGAAAUCAUGUCAAUAGGAUACCAUUGGAGGCUUCGGACAAAGAUCGACAAAAAGAUACCUACUGGUGGACCAUUUUACAAGAUACGCAUUUAUGAUAACAUCAAAAACUCAGAAUGGAACGGAUUUCAUCAAGCUGAUAAAUAAAGUACUAGAAACCGACAAAAUAGGAGUAAUACUCGCAGAUCAAUACCCUGGAAUAAACUCAAGAGAAUUUAAGGAAUUCUUAAUAAAAAAUGACACUAAACUGAUUUUUACGGCUGUCAAUGCGCCCUUCUCCAAUAGACUGAACGAGAGACUGAAUCAGACCCUAGUAAACAAUAUAAAAUGCAAGAUAAACGAGAAAGAAAAAAAAGAGCUUGGACAACGAUUGCUAAAGAAUGUUUGAAUAAAUAUAAUAAAACAGCAUACCGUAACCGGCUUUACG
Molecule: messenger RNA, 5501 nt
Organism: Vespa velutina
Lineage: Eukaryota; Metazoa; Arthropoda; Insecta; Hymenoptera; Vespidae
Exons: 5
Coding region: 4544-5221 (225 amino acids)
Source: RefSeq, a predicted model, not a curated record